CAGUGGAUGUGUUCCCACGGUGAUAUCCACAAAUCCCUGUGAUAACUCCAUGAAUAUCUCCAGUCGUACCUGAACGAAAUCUCCAACUCGUCGUUGAAGGAACACCGGUGUAAAAUUCAUCGCUUCGGCCAAGUUUAGAACGUACUCGACUUCUAGACCUUCAAACACGUACGUGACGUCGCCUUCGGAGUCCGUGUGAUUCGUUGUCUGUCUUACGAAAGGAAUUCGUUCGAUCGGAGCAACGACCAGAGGACAGCCGUGGAGAUUCCUGGGAACUUUGACGGGGAAUAAGUUUGCGUUACUGUGAAGUCUUCCGUCAACAUCCAGGAGGCACUGGUCAAGCAGAUCGACUUUUCUGGCUUCACCACAUUGCUCCGAGUCGUAAGGGAAACAUGUAUAUAAAUUAAGUGUAUCGUACGCGCGAUUUGAACUGGUUUUGUGGGCUGUGUUGAUAUCUGGCAAUAAAAUCAGUACGUUGAUGAUUUUGUAGGGGUUCCACAACAUCUCAAACAUUUUCAAGGCGUCUAGCUCUGGCACCUUAACGCCGUAGUCCAUUACUACAAGGAGAAAUCUUGCUCUGUGAUUGAAUGAAUUUUCAUACGACAAUAAAUUAUAAAUUUGCUGUUGCAGCGAGUCAAUUACGCCAUCGACUCCAUCAGGCCACAGAGUUAUGAUGUAACUCUGAUGUUUAUGCGCAUUGUCGCUGUCUGAUAUUGGUUUGUCGAGCUGACAGCUCAGAAGAGGCCACUCGGAUUCCUCGUGGAGGUUCUGCAACAUUUCAUUUGCCAGUUGUAUCUCGUUGCUUCGUGGAAGAAGUUUGUGUUCUCGUGCGUCACGAACGGAGCUUGGCGUCGACAUGACAACGGGUUUUCCCCGUGCGAAGUGGCGUUGUGCGACGCUUAACACACACAGCGCCACAUGUUCAUGCAGUGUCGCGUGCUCUGCCGGCAACAUGUUGAACGUCAGUAAGAGUGUUGUGAUCCAAGACAUGACCGAAGAUCUGCAAGGACGAGCAUGUGCCUAUUGACAGAGAACGUAAAGAAUAUAAAUAUAACGAAAGGUGAAAAUGUUGCGGAUGUCAGUUAAGAAGAUUCCAUUUGUGUGAAAACUGAUAUUUUUAUUCGACUGACAUAAUUUUUCAUCAUGAAUUCUGAAUCCGAGAACUGCAUCAAUUCACUGAAAGUUGAACCUGGUUCAGACAGUGAGAUGUGUCGGGAUGGAAAUCAGGUUAUUGAUAAAAGGGUUGAGGAAGUCAGGGAUACAACAGUUGAGGAGAAUCCUAUGAUGAAAACAUUUCCGGUGAUAAAAGCUGAAGAUGAGAACUGCAUGGAUUUUGUGAAAACUGAACUUGGUUCAAGUAGCGAGACAUGUCCUGAUGAAAAUCACUUCAUCACUGUAAAAGUCGAGGUCGCGGAUAUACAAGAGGAGGUGGAGGAGGAUCAAAUGUUGACAACAUUUUCGGUUUCAAAAGAUGAAGAUGUGAGGAUGUCGGCUUCCAUGGCGAACAAAAUGUUCAUGAGUCCAGACUUUGUGACAAAGUUUUUGGAAGAGUACCGUGAAUUACCGGUUUUGUGGAAGGUUCGCAGCGCAGAUUAUUCCAACAGGGCAAAGCGGGAUAAGGCCUGGGAUCUACUCGUGCAGUUCACGCGGGAGAAAAUCCCUGAUGCUGACUUGCAGUUCGUUAAGAAAAAAGUUGAUAGUAUCCGGGCCUCGUUUAGGAAAGAACUGCGCCGCGUUCGGGAUAGUAAAAGAAGUGGUGCUUCGGAGGAUGAAGUGUACAAGCCAAAAUUGUGGUACUUCGAUAUGCUUCUUUUCACGGUAGACCAAGAAAAUCCCCGGAAGAGGAGAAGUAAUUUGGAUGUAGAAGCUGAAGAUGUUGAUGAUGGCGGACUAGAAUCAACAGCUUUGACAGCAACAGAGGAUGAAGCAACACAAGGCGAGGUGUCUGAUGAAGGCGAACGAACUUCGGAAAUGGUUUUGCAGCUUCCACUUCAGAAAAGGACUAAAACCUCCACGAAAACGUCUACAGCUGUCAAUGCUGCAGAUGAACAGCACCAAAACAUUAUUAAAAAAGCAAUGGGUGUACUUAACCAACAGGAUGAUGAAUACGACACCCUAGGUAAAACGUAUGCUGCAAAACUGCGUCGAAUGCCUGCCGCUCAGAGGGACAUUGCUGACAAAUUGAUCAAUGACGUUCUGUUUAAUGGUCUCAUGAAUCAUCUUACGACAUGCACUUCUAUUUCUGAUUAUGGGUAUACAUCUGGUGACCGCAUGUCAACUACACUCUCUUCAGUCUCUACCAACUACUCAAACUCAACCCCAUCACCAAUACCACGUCAUUCCAAUUAUCAAGUACAGUCCCCAGAACAGUAAACGUGAGAACAGGACUUGGAAACUUUAUUUCCACAGGAAACUAACUACAGUCACUAGGGUUUUACAAUUAGAAAUAUUUUAUCCCUUAAAAAAGUAUGCUAUAUGUAAGUAUAUAAGAAUGCAAAAUGUUUCUUGAGGGAGGAAUUCGUAAUUUGAAUAAAUAAAAACAUUAUUAUUAUUUAGAUUUUCCAUACUUACAAUUAUUCUCAUUUGAGGGCCUUAUAUAUAGUCUUGCAGGUCUCUGGAAUGAUUUUGCCCAAGGCUUGAGGUGAUAUGAUCAUGGCAAACUUGAGAUCUUCAAACGACCGCCCUGUGGUGAGAAAACGAAGAGUCGCUGCAAUACGUGCUUCAGGAGUUAUAGCAUUCCGCAUCACAGUAUCUUGUUUCAAAAUGAACGAUCUUACUUUUUCGAGCAAAUAAUUUACGUUUUCAUCAGACAUUCUAAAGUAGUUUUUGUAGUCAUCAGGACUAUCAUCUCUAAUAAAAUUCAGUAAAUUGAAA
Zootermopsis nevadensis is the source of this 2874-nucleotide messenger RNA. RefSeq lists its product as uncharacterized. The record is from RefSeq and is a predicted model, not a curated record. Lineage: Eukaryota; Metazoa; Arthropoda; Insecta; Blattodea; Termopsidae. Gene Ontology annotation, molecular function: RNA polymerase II cis-regulatory region sequence-specific DNA binding; DNA-binding transcription factor activity, RNA polymerase II-specific. Gene Ontology annotation, biological process: regulation of transcription by RNA polymerase II.